Messenger RNA from Anisakis simplex (herring worm), 249 nucleotides. The record is from the annotation of a GenBank genome assembly. NCBI's taxonomy places the organism in Eukaryota, Metazoa, Nematoda, Chromadorea, Rhabditida, Anisakidae.
AUGUUUUCCGCAGCAAACUCCUCUGCCACAUUCGUCCUCCUGCUCGUUACACUUCUAGCUUGCAGUGAAUCGAUCAGUGCGGCCGGCGGUUGGGGUGGUUCAUCCGGAGCUGGUUGGAGCAGUUCUCCGGAUGGAAGUUUCGGCGGAUCAUCAGCAAGUGGCUGGGGAGCGAAAGUCGCGAAGCAUGGAUCAAAUAAGCCUGCAGAAAACAGCAAAAUGCAAUUCACUGGCUACAUAACUGCUCAAUAA